This is a messenger RNA of Phascolarctos cinereus (koala), 2363 nucleotides long. The record is from RefSeq and is a predicted model, not a curated record. Lineage: Eukaryota; Metazoa; Chordata; Mammalia; Diprotodontia; Phascolarctidae.
UCCCUUAGAAGCAGCGUGCUUGGAAUUGGAGUUAGCCAGGAGACCAGUGCAAAAGAGGAAUGGCAACACCAUGUGACUAGUGGAGGCUCCAAGCUCGCAGCUGGGGAGAGGGCCUUGAAGGAAGUCCUGGAGAGACAGCACGCUCCACUUGGGAAGCCUGGGGAGUCACUGGGCUCGCUCCCUUCUUCCACAAGCUGGACCAUGGACCAGUACAACAUCCUGGGCCGAAUAGGUGAAGGGGCCCAUGGCAUCAUCUUGAAGGCCAAGCAUGUAGAGACGGGGGAGACAGUGGCUCUAAAGAAGGUUGCCUUGCGGCGGCUGGAGGAUGGGAUCCCCAACCAGGCCCUGCGGGAGAUCAAGGCUCUCCAGGAGAUUGAGGACAACCAGUAUGUGGUGAAGUUGAAGGCUGUGUUCCCGCAUGGAGCAGGCUUCGUCCUGGCUUUUGAGUUCAUGCUUUCUGACCUGUCUGAGGUCAUCCGGCAUGGGAAGUGGCCUCUGGCCCCAGCUCAGGUUAAAGCGUACAUGCAAAUGCUGCUCAAGGGUGUAGCCUUCUGCCACGCCAACAACAUUGUACACCGGGACCUGAAGCCAGCUAACCUGCUCAUUAGCUCCUCGGGCCAACUGAAGAUUGCAGACUUUGGCCUAGCCCGAGUCUUCUCCCAUGAGGGUGACCGACUCUAUAGCCACCAGGUGGCCACUAGGUGGUAUCGGGCUCCAGAGCUUCUCUAUGGUGCCAGGCAGUACGAUGAGGGUGUGGACCUGUGGGCUGUGGGCUGCAUCCUCGGUGAGCUCCUGAAUGGCUCCCCUCUCUUUCCUGGUGAGAAUGACAUUGAACAGCUCUGCUGUGUUCUCCGGGUCCUUGGGACACCCAGCCCCCAGGUGUGGCCGGAGAUAACUGAACUCCCAGAUUACAACAAGAUCUCAUUCAAGGAGCAGCUGCCCCUGCCCCUGGAUGAGGUGCUGCCCGAUGCUUCUCCCCAAGCCCUACGGCUCCUUAGCAGCUUUCUGAUCUAUCCCCCUCGCCAUCGGAUCCCGGCUGAUCAGGCCCUGCUACAUGAGUACUUCUUCAGAACCCCGCUGCCAGCCCACCCCUCAGAGCUGCCCAUUCCACAGCGUGGGGGGGGGCCCGGCUCCAAGGCCCGACCAGGUCCUCCUCAUGUCCACGACUUCAGGGUAGAGCAGCCCCUGGCUGAGUCGUUGCCAGAUCCGGAGUUGAUUCGGCCCUACCUCCCGGAGGGAUGAGCCUCCCACUGCCCUGGCCUCCACCCAGCUCUGCCUGGCCCCAAGAGAUUGCCUUAUCUGGGCACUCCCAGCUGCUCCCCCUGGCCUUCCUGCGGCCAGGGUGGGAGGGGACUCAGGCGUCCGGCUUCCCUCCCUCUGGAGGUUCAGGAGAACAGACUUCUAACCUUGGCUGUGCCUCAGUUUCCCUAAUAACAAUAAACACUACCUUGGACUCCAAAGGCAGGGUCAAUGGGAAUAUUCAGAGUGACUGGAAGUGGGAAGGAGGCCUCAGUUUUCCCAGCUGUGAGCUGGGCUUGAUGAUUCCCACCUGUCCUGCCCUCCCUCAGAGCAGAGGGACCAAGGUGUUACUUUUUUUUUUUGGGGGGGGAGAAGAAGAUAUGAAUUUCCCUGUCACACAGGGGCAGAAAGCAGGGGGUGAGGGGUAUAGACAGGGCCAGGGAGGCCCCAGUAUCCGCUCUCUUCUUUCCCCCAACCUCCUGUGGGGCUGCUAGUUGCCUCAACCCCAACAACCGAGGUCCGGCCCUCCAUCUGAUAAGACUUAUCAGCAGGCCCCAGCCUUGGCCCAGCAGGGAGCUGGUGUAAGUGGGGGUGGGGGGAGGAAGGGAGGGUGUCCCUCAUCUUCCCUGACAUCUUAGUUUGGGUAUCUACCCCAGUGUAUCCUAGGCCCUCUUCCCAGGACCUAAUGGGAGACACCUCCCCCACAAAACAAAACAAAACCAAAAAAAAAAACUAAGGGAGAGUGGGGAUGACAGAGAGAGAAAUGGAGAGAUAGUGGAAGGGUUACAUAUGAGAUCCAGGACUAAGGAGAAAUUGAGACCAGGCAUCCCUGAGGGGCCAGAGAAGGGAAAGGAAAAGCCCCAGGUCCAGGGCUUGGAGGGACAGUGCUCUAAAGGAAUGGAGACUGAGACCCUGAGGGAAAGGAAGCUAAAGGUGGGGCCGAGGUAAGGGACCAGGAGAGAAAUGCAUGGAGAACCAGGGUCUUGGUUGGCUGCUGCCAUGGCUGUUGGCCAGUGGGGGAGGUCUGUGAUGGGCGGGCGAGGAAGGUGUCCCCAGUCAUCUAAGCCAUGCUCGGGCACUGGUGCCAGCAGGGGGCGGUCCCAAGGCUGGGCCCCAUCUCCCCC